This is a messenger RNA of Nannizzia gypsea CBS 118893, 2247 nucleotides long. RefSeq lists its product as hypothetical. NCBI's taxonomy places the organism in Eukaryota, Fungi, Ascomycota, Eurotiomycetes, Onygenales, Arthrodermataceae. Gene Ontology annotation, molecular function: RNA binding. The record is from RefSeq and is a predicted model, not a curated record. The transcript has a single exon. Bases 1 to 2247 code for a protein of 748 amino acids.
AUGGAUGAAAAUGCACCAGCUGACAAUGCCGCCGCUGAUAAGGCCGCUCCGAGCACAGACCAAGCCGCAGCCAAAGAGCGCAAAACUAGAACACUCUUCGUGCGAUCUCUACCUACGACGGCGACAACAGAAUCGUUGACAGAGUACUUUUCGCAGUCCUAUCCGCUAAAGCACGCCACUGUUGUGCUCGAUCCACAGACAAAGCAACCCAAGGGUUACGGAUUUGUUACCUUUACAGACCAUGAAGAUGCCCAAUCCGCAGCAAAAGAAUUGAACAACUCAGUGUUUGAAGGGAAGAAGAUAAAGAUCGAGCUUGCUGAACCUCGCCAUCGAGAGAUUGAUGAAAAGGAAGGGAAGAGCGUGCCCUCUUCUGCGCCGUCAAAAGCAAAGGAGCUCAAGGAGAAGCGAAGGCUGGAAUCAUUACCCCCAAAGCUUAUAAUACGAAAUUUACCAUGGAGCAUGACCGAGCCGGAACAUUUAGAGCUGUUGUUUAGGAGUUAUGGGAAAAUUAAACAUGCCGUCGUGCCAAAAAAGGGGUCAAGGGUUGCUGGGUUUGGAUUUGUGGUACUGAGGGGGAGGAAAAAUGCAGAACGAGCGAUUGAAGGUGUCAAUGGCAAGGAGGUUGAUGGACGGACCUUGGCUGUUGACUGGGCGGUUGAGAAAGAUGAGUGGGACAAUAUGAACAAAGCUGCAGAGGAGUCCGACAGAAAUCAAGAGGGUGGAGAUAGUGAAGAGGUCGCCGAGAAUGAGCAUCUUGAUGUCGUCGAUAAUGGAGAGUCAGAUGCUAUUAGUGAGGAUGAAGAAGAUGGAGGAGUUGAACUUGAUAAUGAAGAUGAAGAUGAGGAGGAAGAUAUCUCCAUGGGCGAUGCAGACGAUGACGACCUAGAAGCAGAGGAGGAGGAGGAGGAAGAAGAAGAAGAGAAAGAGGAUGAUCGAAACGCAUCAACCAUAUUUAUUCGAAAUAUACCUUUCUCCGCUACGGAUGAGUCUCUUCACGAACACUUUUCCAAGUUUGGCCCUGUCCGCUACGCCAGGGUUGUGCUUGACCCAGCGACAGAGCGGCCAAGGGGCACGGCAUUCGUCUGCUUCUACAAAGUAGAAGAUGCUUCAUCAUGUAUCCGUGAAGCUCCUAGAGAUACGGAUGCAUCUCGAAAUAAAGAUCCCAGACAAAAAGCUGCAACCAAACAAAUACACUCUGUUCUCGAAGACGAGAGUAAUGAUGUUACAGGGAAUUAUACCAUGGAUGGUCGUGUCUUGCAGGUCUCCCAGGCAGUGAGUCGAACAGAGGCUGGUAGACUGGAGGAGGAAGGGCACACGCGCCGUGAAGUUCGAGACCAUGACAAACGCCGACUAUUCCUGCUUUCAGAGGGAACAAUUCCGACCAAUUCCCCUAUAUACGCCAAACUCUCUGAGACGGAGAGAAAAAUGAGAGAAGCGAGCGCCAAACAGCGUCAAAAACUCAUCAAGAACAAUCCCAUGCUGCACGUCAGUCUUACCCGACUGUCCGUCCGCAACUUGCCACGACACAUUGAUUCCAAGGCUCUCAAGGCACUUGCCCGUGAAGCCGUGGUGGGUUUUGCAAAGGAUGUCAAGAACGGGCUUCGUAAGCCAAUAUCCUGGGAAGAAUCACGUCGAAGCGCCGCCUUGAUGAAGGAGGCCGAGCAACUGCGCAAGACCCAGAAAAAGGGAAUUGUCAAGCAGGCGAAAGUAGUUUUUGAGGGCAAGGAUGGCUCAAAGAUGAACGAAAAGGCUGGUGCCGGCAGAAGCAGAGGCUACGGCUUCAUUGAGUAUGCUACACAUAGAAGUAGUUUGAUGGGACUCAGAUGGUUGAAUGGCCAUGCGAUUGAGGCUUCUGCGUCUACACCCAACGCUGACCCGGCGGAUAGAAAAAGGCGACUCAUCGUUGAAUUUGCCCUUGAAAACGCACAGGUUGUCAACAGGAGGCGAGAACGAGAAAUGAAUAUUCGAAAAGCUGCUACAGAGGAUAACGGGGAGGAUGGCCCUAGACGCGGCACAAAGCGUGGCCGGGACCAUAAGGAUGAGAAGCAAACCAAGAGACCCAGGGCAGGCAAUGGCCCUAAGAAUUAUCUCAAGGGGUCGAAGAAUGGCAAGGGAUCAGCAGGAAAACCUGGCGAGAAAGCUGAAAAGGCCACAGAGAAGGCUCCAUCCACGGAGAAGGACAAUGACAUUGCUAAGCGGAAUAGGAUCAUUGCCAGAAAGCGGAUGCUAAGGAGGAACAGGAAAUGA